AUGCAAGAAGCUAAACUUAACAUAGACAACACUGAAGGCUUUUUAAAAUAUUGUAGAGAUUGGGAAGGUGUUUUUCAAGAGGCCAAUGGUAUUGCAGGUGGGCUAGGUAUCUUGUGGAAGCGAGAUAGUGUGAAAGUAAAUCUCUCUGAGAAAGCAGAGAAUUGGAUGAUAUGUAAUGUGUAUAGCAUGAGGGAGAAUUUAGACUUUCCAUCAAUUAAUGUAUAUGGACCAUCAAAUACUGCAGAGAAGACAAAGUUAUGGAAUAUUCUUACAAACAAGAUUAAGGAUUUAGGGAGAGACAGGGUUGUUGUGGCAAGGGAUUUUAAUACCUUAUUGGAUUUGGAUGAGAAAAAGGGGGGUCUGAGGAUGACUAAUAAGGUGAUGGAUGAUUUCAGAGAAUUUGUUGUGCGAAAUCAUUUAGUGGAUGUCAUAGCCAAAAAUGGUCAAUAUACAUGGACCAAUAGAAGAGUAAACUUUGCAAAUAUUUCUGAAAGAUUGGAUAGGCACUUUAUUGGAGAAUAUUGGAUGGAGUCUUCCUUCCAAACAGAGGCUUGCAUUCUCCUUGUUUCACUAUCCGAUCAUUUCCUUGUUGAAUUAAAAUUGAGUGAAGGUAAACCUAAGGGGUUGAGUAGCUUCAAAUUCCUAAGUAUGUGGUGGAGAGAUGGGGAGUUUUCGCCCAAUCUUGGACGGUGGUGGAAAGAAAGUAAUAUUUUCAGGGGUACCCCUAGCUUUUGCUUUGUAAAAAGAAUGAAGUUUUUGAAGGAAAAAAUCAAAAGGUGGAAUAGAGAGUGCUUCAAAAACAUUUUUGAAGAAAAAAUCCAAAUUGAAGAAGCACUUUUGCAAAUAAAUUCGGACACCAUUUUGAGGGGUAUGACCAAUGACACAUUCCGGAGAGAAAAAGCACUAAAGGAGGAGCUGGCAAAGGUUUUACUAAGAGAAGAAAUAUUCUGGAGAGACAAAUCCAAAGAACUCUGGAUCAAAGAAGGAGAUGCAAAUACAAAAUUCUUUCAUGCGUCGGUCAAGACAAAGCGUGGCAAAAAUAGAAUUGAUACUGUCAUGGAUCAAAAUGGCACAUUUCAUUCUUCCUUUGAGGCUAUAGAACAGUUAGCAGUUAAUAAUUUCAAAAUAUUGUUGCGCAAUGACAAUGGAGGGAAAAAUAUUUAG
Cryptomeria japonica (Japanese cedar) is the source of this 1164-nucleotide messenger RNA. RefSeq lists its product as uncharacterized. NCBI's taxonomy places the organism in Eukaryota, Viridiplantae, Streptophyta, Pinopsida, Cupressales, Cupressaceae. The transcript has a single exon. The record is from RefSeq and is a predicted model, not a curated record. The coding region runs from base 1 to 1164 and encodes 387 amino acids.